GUUCAAUUACCUGGACCAGCAGGAAUAGCUGAAGUGCCCUUGAGCAAGGCACCUAACCCCAGGUGGCUCUGGAUGGAUUUCUGAAUGAUCAUCUCUAGAAACCUUAGCUCAUGUAUUUGUUGAUUCAUAGAGAAUGGAAACCCAGUAAAAAGGAAAAUCAUGAGGUAGUGGUGAAAUACUGGUGAUGGCCACGUAGAAUGUUACGGACAUCAGUCUGAAAUACGUGGAUUAUACAUUCACCAUGAGCUGCCUGGAGAAACAUGUGAGUCAUAAAGCAAGCAUGAAGCACCCUUCCAACCUGGAUAGCUUUAUGGAUGAGACGGACCGAGAGGUUAUGAGCCUUACAGACCGAGCAUUUAAGAGUCUGUGCAUCGGUGAUGAGGCAAUCUACAAUGACUCAGAGCUUUUAUCAUCUCCAGUAGACUGUCACAAGCCUCUAGCUGAAGAGAUACCAAAAAAGCCUCGAGAGAACACUGCCUUGGAUGUUAAGAAGCACGGAGCUCACCGGCCCAACGGUGUGUACAACACACCAUGGCAAAUGAAAAAAAACACAAAGGUGUCAUCACUUUUUGCCGCAUUUGCAGCUAAGAACAAUGACACAAAAAUGACAAAUGGGGACUUAUGGGACAAAUCAGGACUGCUUAGCAUCCAAACAGAGCUAUCAGACUUUUCUUCAGAUUAUCAAAACCACCUCAGGGAUGAACAACUUUAUCAGGUCAAGAGUCAUUGUAAGCCUUCUAAGAAAGAGACUCUUAAUAAGGCAAGCCAGAAUAGAGAUAAUUCAUCAGGAAAAUUGUUUAAAAAUCAACAUAGCAAAUCCACGAAGCUGAGAAAACUGAAUCCCCAAAACUUUUUCCUUCACAGUGAAUUCAGCCCAUUCCAGUCCUGGGGAGACUUAAAUAGGUUUGGACUGGAGAACAUGGAUAUGUUUCCAUGCAAUAGUCUGGCUGGAUUGUAUGAUUCCCCACUUUCCAGAGAGCUAAACAAUUCAAACAGAUUACUUGUACCAGAGUCAAAUAAAAGAGAGACAAGCCAAAGCACCUCACCUAUGGAACCUCAACAUAAAUCUAAACCUGAUUUAUCACAAUGCUCAGCACAGACUUUGAAAACUGCACCUCCAGUACCAGAAAAACCAUCUGAGCUAAAUUUCCAGAAACUGCCUGACAUUCAAAUUGAGACUCUUCAGCCACAAAUGCAGCUGACGUCCUCUGGAUCAUUUCAGAGGUGUCAGUCUGAAGGGGAUCUUUAUGCUCCCUGGAGGAAAAGUCGAAGCAGGGCAAAAGGUGCUGAUCGACCACUUAUCAGCUCGCCUGCUUGUGAAAAGUCAAACACUGGUGAGGAGGGUGCAAUACAAACUAAAAAGGAGGUUAAGACAGUGGAAGAAGCACCUGGCUUAAAUUCAACUCCAUUCAGUAUUUCACAGCUGUUGACUCCAGUCAUACCCUCCAGACAGGGUACAGGAACCUCAGAGAUACUGCAAUCUGUCCAUUCACCAGCAGCUCUUGAUAUCCCAGCACUCCAUGAGACAGAUAUUCGUCCAUCACCUGACAUCAAAAGAGAAAGAUACAAAUCCAAGGCAUCAAGUUUAUUGUUUAAUCUCAAGGACAACCGAAAACGGGUCAAGGCAACAUACAGCCCACCAAAGUUUAAAGGUUUAGAUGUAGCAGACCAAAAUAAACUGUCUCCUCUAAUUGAACAGAAUGUUACCAAAAAUGUUCUGGAAAGUCCAGAAAUUACAGAUUCUAAAACCACAUCGACUGUUCAAAAAACUAGUAUGUAUCCAAUGAGUCCUGAGACUGCAGACAUACAAACCUCUCGACUCAGUGGUCAUAUAAAUAGCGCACUGCCAGAUGACUUUUUGGGACUUAGUCUACUGCAAGCUGGAAAUAGAGGCUCACCUAUUAAAUCUUUGAAAUCAAAAAAGAAUCCUUUGGCCAAAGCUACAUAUCCAUCUUUAAAUUUGUACCGGAAAUCUAGUCCAGUAGAACUGAAUACCAAUUCUAAUACCAAUACUAAAACCAUGCCAAUGGAUGCUCCUGGUUCUCAUUCUACAAUAAAUAAGAGUACAGAAGAGAAGUUGAGCAAACGACAUUUGCCCGAGAAGAAUAGGAAGGAACUGCAAAGAAAAAGUCAUUUGACUAAACCAGAAAUAAACAAUGCAAACCAUGAAUAUAUCCAUCUGAACCAUGUUGAGACUGCAGACAAAGUACUGACUGACAAAACGGAUGCAGUAGCUCUGAAGGAAAAAUAUGUUCCUACAGUUUCAUUGAAGCACAGUGCACAACAGGAUGCCCCAACACUUUCAGGUAGUAGGAAUCAAGACAAAUUGAAUAUGGAAGAAAUAUUUAAGGUAGAGGAAAGACCUAUCAAAUAUACUGAAUAUCACAGAAAAGAACCCAAACCUAAUCAUUUAUUUUCUGCAAGACAAAACAAUUACAUAAAAAAUCUAAGAUACGUGGAUGUAGUUCAUGAGAAUGAUGAUAAUGAUGAUGAAUGUGCAUAUUGGCAAGAGAAUGUAAUUUCUGUUGGAAGGGAUGAGCCAAGAAAGAAGAUAUUGAAUGUAGAUGUGCAUAAAGAUAAAGGAAAAGUACAGGAAAAUGUGGAUGAACCAUUUAUCAAAGAAAGUGUUACAAAUGAUGCCUUUACAAAAAAUAAUUAUAACAUACCCUUGGUGAAUGAUCUGGGUAUAUGCACUGAACAAGGAGUGGCCAAAAAUGAUGCUUUUUCUAUGAAAGGAAACACGUCAGCAAAAGUUGCACUGUUCACUUUAAAGGAACAGCCCUCAAAUAGAGUAUUAGGCUCAAAGAAAAAUAACAUAGUAAAGGAUAAAUAUGAGUUAGCCACAGUGGCUUUGGAGAAAAGGAUUGCUGAGAGAGAACAGAGAAAAAAGCAAAGUGAUAGGCAAAGUGGACAGGAUUUACCCAUGAAAGGAGACCACAAUAAAGAAAGUAUGCUAACAUUGGGUCAGAAGGAAACAUCAGGAAGUGUUAUACCAGACAGGCGAGGUCAGAAUCACGACACCAAUCAUGACGAAUGUCAUGUGCCUGAGGUAAAAUUAGCUGAACCUUAUAAGCAGGAAGGUACUGCAAAGCACAGCCCAAGUAGACUUGUACAUAGGGACAGAUCUGACAGACAUGGUCAACAAGGUGACACAAGCAAUAUCCAGUCAAUGGCUAAUAUAACUGAAUUUAAAGAAACAGUGUGUGUGCCUAAAAACCUAAACCUCAGUCAAGAAGUCUCAGUAGUCCAGGACUAUUUUGACAACAAACUCACUGGAGUUGAUGAAAAUGAGCCAUCUAUUCAGAAAAAGAAGGGCUCUUAUAAACCAGAGGCUCCUCCAAGGAGAGAAAGAGUAAAUUCCCAAAGAGAAGACAGCACAAUGAGUGAAAGACAAAUAAAAGAAGCUGUAGGGAGUAUUGAGAGAUCAGUGAAUUAUGAAGAUUGUUUAAGCACAGAAGUCAAGAAAUCUAAUCUAUCAAAGAAUAAAGGACCAGUAAAGGGUCAUGUAUCAUCACUUGCGGAAAAAUUUAACAGAGAACAAGUAUUGCCAAGUUCAAAUAUCCAAGAAUGUUUGAGUCAGGGAGACGGGCUCAUGGUCAACCCUGGAUAUGAUUUAUUAAAGCAAAAAACAAUUUCACCAAAGAAUACAAUGGAUUUUUCUGAAGUUGAAGAAAUUUUAACAAAACAUAAUCAUAAAGCAAGAGAGACAGAUUCAGACAAUAAGGAAUUACCUGACAAUGAUUCAAAACUAGCCAUGGGAAAUGAAACAAAUUUAGGUGGAGAAAUUGGUGAUAAACAGGACAUCCAGACUGUUAACAAAUAUGUCACAGAAAAUGAAGAGGACAAAAAAGAUGUGACUAAAACAGAGAAUGAAAGUGCAUCUGGUGUUUUGAGAAAAACAGACAACCAGAGCAAAUCCAAAUGUCAUGGUGAAAGCUCUGUCAAAAAGUAUUUAACUGACCAUUUGGGGAAAUCUGAUGAACCUGAUGAUGAAUCUGAAAAGACACCAACCUUGAAUUUGAUAAACCCUGGUAAUGCUCCAGUGAAUAAGAUAAUCCUCUAUGACAUUCUUAAUCAAGCUGAUCCUUCAUCAUUGGUAGAUAUUAAACAAGUAGAACAAGACAAUCUACUUUCCAGACUAUCAGAGGACUCAUCCUUUUCACACAAAACAGAAGAGUCAUCAUCUCUGAGCAAAGCUGAAGAAAGAAAAUGUGAGAAUUUAGACCAAAUGGAUUCCUGUUCCAAUAGCAACCCUGAAAGUAAACUGCAUAACUUAGACAUAGCAGUUCCUCCUCCAAAAGAUGUGGAAAAACGAGGGUGGGUGCAGUGCUUGAUAGACUCAGCUCACAAUUUAACACCAACAUGCCAGUCCAAUGCCUCUUCUCCCACACUGGGGAAACUUGCUUUAUUUAAAGUGAAAGACAACACAUUUAGUGCAUCCCCUGUUACCAAAACAGUAAAACCCAUACUCCAUAAAACUGUUGCAGGAGUUACACAACCCUGGUCUCCAAAAGAAAGCCUAAGUGGGUCUGAAAGGGGUGAAGAAGAUCCAGACCUUUUCAAGGACUUUGUGGAUGUGCAAAGUCCAACUUUGCUCUCCACACCUAUCCGAAUCAACCAGUCAUCAACACAGGUUGCACCCCCUCCAUCCCCUCAAGCCACCACAGACCAGGAGAAAACAAGACUGAUGGAUAGUUCCACAGUGCCAAAAGAUGAUGAGUGGCAACUGGCAACAUACUCAGUUUCAGAGGGAAUAGAAAGCUGUGAAAUGAGUGCAGGAGACACAGUGGGGGAGCUUGCCUUCAACACUGCAUGUACAGAUAGCAUAGUGGGAUCGAAAGCACCAAGUGAGAGAUCUGAAUCAGCCUGCAGUGGCAUUGAAAACCAGGUUCAGGGCAAGCCACCUGCUGUCCCUCCAAAAACUGAGAAAGCCUUGCGUCGUGCCAUGAAGCUGACAACAAAGAGGAUCCAGAAAGUGGAAGCUAAAAAUAAAUCAGAGCGUGGCCGAAGCAGUGAGAAGGGUUCGAAGGGUUCUUGUCAGAAACGUGAGAGGAGGCACCACAGUUGUGACAAAGUUCUCACUGACAGAUCAUACCAACGAGAGCAUAGCAUUGACAGAGGUAGCAGUAAUCAAAGCACGGGGGCAAACAGCAGUGAGACGUCUCUGCUAAAGAGUCACACAAGUGAAACACAUGCUACACAACAUAAUAAACCAAACAGCCGUAGGAAAGAGAAAGAUAUUGUAAGGAAACUACAACAUGAACGUCAUAGCAGUCUAAUCAAUACGGAUGAUGAUGCAAAGAGCUCAGUGGCUGAAAAGCAAAAAGAAAAUCGAUCACAACACAAAGAUCAGUGUGAUACCCAUAAUAUAAAUGUUGACCAUGAGAGAUUGGGACGUACUAGUGAAAAAUACCUACCACAUAAGCUGUAUCGCAGGGCUCACAGUUUGGACAGAUUUUCAAGUGGCAAACAAAGGCAUCAGUUACUUAGCUCUGAAGAGCCUGUCUCUAAAACUACCACUGAGACAUUAAACAAACUGGACAUUGCACAGAUAGCACCACUGCGACAAAACAGCAUUGAGCAAACUUAUGGCUCUCCAGCAAACAACAUUGUACCACAAUCUUUCCCAAUAACCCAAAGGAAGCUUCUGCAGGAUCUUGAUUCUGGACAGUACUUUGUGGUGGACAUGCCAGUGCAGGUGAAGACAAAAACCUUCUUUGAUCCAGAGACAGGAAGUUAUGUCCAACUGCCAGUUCAGUCACUUGAUGGGUCUGUACCACGGGCGCAAUCUGUAGAAGUUGUGAAUGCACCUCCACUUAUGCUAUAUCAUGGCUUUGUUCCAGUGCCUGUCUCAUCCUUACCUUAACUGAAAUCCACUGUUAAAGCAGGCUCCAUGGUUGCUCCUGCUUGCUUGGACUUAUUUCAAACCAGUGAGCUAGAGCAUGACAACUUUAAAGAAAAGCACAAAAGAGAGAGUCAGCCUGACACAUGAGCCAUGUGUGUAUUAAAAGAGCACUUCUGAUUGAACAUAAUCAGAAUUUGAUUGCUUAAAAGAGAUGAAGAUAAUUAUCUUAUAGACCAAUAAAAGGUCUUGGAAUUGAGCGAGUCUGAAUUCAGGCAUUAAUAUUUUUGUCCUAGAUGAAUAUAAAUGUUUUGCUUCUAGCUCAAAAAUGCUCUAGUUUCCUUCUUGCUUUUGGGAUUUUUCUAAUGAUUAUGUAUUUUCUGAUCUUUGACUGGGGUAUUAUGUACAAGAAUGUCUAAAAUAGUGCUUUUCCCAGUGUUAGUACAAGUGUAUUUAAAGAAUAAUAAUGUUCACAUUCUUUGUCAUAUUUACAUUUGCAGAUGACAUGAUGUACUGACUAGAGAUAAGUGAAAGUAGUGGCUGUAUGUCUUAAAUGGCAUAUUUAAAGGUUAAUUUGAACAUUAACUACACAUUGUGUAUUUAUGCAAUAAUUUGUGUAUUUUGAAAUGAUUUAUCUC
This is a messenger RNA of Neoarius graeffei (lesser salmon catfish), 6480 nucleotides long. RefSeq lists its product as uncharacterized. NCBI's taxonomy places the organism in Eukaryota, Metazoa, Chordata, Actinopteri, Siluriformes, Ariidae. Gene Ontology annotation, cellular component: Z disc. The transcript has 3 exons. Gene Ontology annotation, biological process: positive regulation of calcineurin-NFAT signaling cascade. The record is from RefSeq and is a predicted model, not a curated record. Bases 242 to 5866 code for a protein of 1874 amino acids.